This is a messenger RNA of Magnusiomyces paraingens, 2115 nucleotides long. RefSeq lists its product as uncharacterized. Lineage: Eukaryota; Fungi; Ascomycota; Dipodascomycetes; Dipodascales; Dipodascaceae. The transcript is spliced from 2 exons. Bases 1 to 2115 code for a protein of 704 amino acids. The record is from RefSeq and is a predicted model, not a curated record.
AUGUCACUAAGAGAGUUGGUAAAGACUUUGUCCAAUAAGGACUCUCAGACCAAAAGUCUUUCAAAUAUCGCGGUUCUUCUCCAAGAUGAAAAAACACGAGCAUCAACAGAUGCUACCGACGCCCUUAUCAAGGCAAUUCGAAUUUUCAGAGAAACACGCACCCAUUCCGAUACUUCUUCCCUAAAUCUGGCCCAAGGAGUUAAUGAUCUUAAUCUGACCAAAAGUGUCGAUAGUAGUAAAUCAUCUGUUUCCACCUUUUCUUCUACUGAAAAAGGUAACAUCGUCAUCCCUACUUACACAUUUGACAGUUCGUCUAUACCGCUUCAGUCUGAAUGUUUACGUGUUAUCUGCAAUGCUAUUGCAGAUAAUUCACACAACCGAUUCCAAGUUCUUGAGCACCCAGAGUUUUUAAUUAUUGUUUUACAAGAUUUGAUUAAUGGUAAUGGUCCUGUAGAUUUUAGUAAUAAAGAAUUGGCAGUACUAAGUAAUCUUGUCAAUGACUUUAAUCCUGGCUCUAAAUACCUAGCCGGAUCAGAGCUUGCAGCUGAAGCGAUCAUGGCACAGCUUAAGUUGUUUGUUACAAAUUAUCAGGUUAACUUAGCGCUGAUUAUCGACUUACUUUAUGAAAUUCUAGACCAGGAAGACGGCUCUAAGUUUUUCCCGACAGAUUUUGUGGCGGUAGUUAUGGAAGUUUCGUCUCUGGAAAUGGACAAUAUUAAUUUGCCCGAAAAGAAAUUCGAACUUGUCAGAAAAGACGGUGCUGACAUUUCAGCUAUAUUGAUCAAGUUCAUUGAAACAGAUCCCAGAUUUGAAGAAUAUUUUGCUCGUAAUCACGAGCAUUUGACUGAACUUAUUAUGCUUGGAAUUAAAGCCAAUCCUAUUAUUCAAGAUUUGGAAAAGUUUCCCGAUAUGACUCGACGCCUUCUUGCUGCUAUUGGUAACAUAUCUUCGCACCCUAUUUUCCAAGAAACCGUUCCAAUUUCUAAAAGUGACGUUGUUUUUAAUUUUUUUGCUCAGCAUUUGAAAGAAAAGCCUUCGCAUCCAGGCCUUGCAAUCAUUUAUCAGGGAUUAAGUCUUGUUGUCUUUGGAAAUCUGAUUACAUCUACUGAAAAAGUAGAUGCAUUCCUGGAUGAGAUUCCUGAUGCAGUGGAAGUUGCAAUGGACUAUUUAUCAGCCGAAUCUGAUCCAUAUGCUUUACAAGGCUCACAUUUUAUCAAGAAUGUGACUGUUGGUAAUCCUGAUGUAUGUGUGAAAGUGCUCAAGCACGGUGGGUUGGAAUUGAUUCAGAAACUUGUUAACAAUUCUCUUUUUGCCAACCUACGACUUAUUGGCGUACAAAUUUCAAAGAAUAUAUUCCACUCUUAUCGCCACAAGGUUAUCUCACCAUACUGGACUGCACCAAUAAUUCCUGUACUUGUCAAGACCUACAAAAAAGAAGAUAAGCAAAUUGUUCGAAACGAAGUAAUUUUUGCAUUUGAUGCUGGUCUUGAAACAAUUCGAUUGUUCUUCAAGCUUGAUACUGAAGAAAAAGAGAGCGCAUUGUUACAGGAUCAGUCUGCCCGAAGAAUUGAACUUAUAAACCACGACAAUGUCGAGAUUGGAUGCAUUUUGAUUCAUUUCAUGCAUACAAUUUACCAGGGUCUAUUGACUGUUGACAAGUAUGUUGUUGACCCGUUGACUUCAAUCAAAUGCAGCAAGUCUUUGGGGCUUCUUUCGACGUUUCAAAAGUUUUCAGAUGGAUCUAGCAUCCAUGAAUCUGAAGAUUUCCCUCUAAUUUUAGAAGGGGUGAUUUCCAAAAAUACAGACAAUUAUAAAAUGUACCAUGAGUACUUGGUUGACAUUUUAAGCAAGUUCAGCACCAAGUUAAAAGAGAUUGAAAACGGAGGACAAGAGUCUGGUACUAUUAGCCGCAAAGCAAGUACAUGGACCUUAAGCCCAUCAACCACCAACAAUUCGAUUUCUAGCGAAUUCCCAGGUCAGGCACCUAUUCACCACCACAGCUAUCGGGGGAUUAUUAAUAACAUUGGUUUUUUGGGAUCUCAUGUUCGGAAAUGGAAGAGUGCUGAUGAAGAACUUAUUAAAGCUGCCAAUAUUGCUAUCCGCAACACUCUGUAG